Molecule: messenger RNA, 3219 nt
Organism: Limanda limanda (common dab)
Lineage: Eukaryota; Metazoa; Chordata; Actinopteri; Pleuronectiformes; Pleuronectidae
Product: integrin alpha-6-like
Exons: 25
Coding region: 19-3219 (1066 amino acids)
Biological process (GO): cell adhesion mediated by integrin; cell-matrix adhesion; integrin-mediated signaling pathway
Cellular component (GO): external side of plasma membrane; integrin complex
Molecular function (GO): integrin binding
Source: RefSeq, a predicted model, not a curated record
UGGCUGCCCGUCCUCCUCAUGGGAUGCGGGCGGCUGUGGGCUUUCAACCUGGACACCGACAACUACCAGCGGAAGAACGGUGAACCGGGCAGCCUGUUCGGCUUCUCCAUGGCCCUGCACUGGCAGCUCGCACCGGAGGAUAAGAGAUUUCUGCUGGUUGGCGCCCCGAGAGCGAAAGCCAUGAAUGGUCAAAAAUCCAAAGUGACAGGAGGACUGUACGGCUGUGACAUGAGCUCCAGCUCAACUGACUGCGUCCGACUUACAUUUGAUAAUACAGAGGAUACAAAAAGAGAGAGCAAAGAGAACCAGUGGAUGGGAGUGACAGUCAACAGUCAAGGGCCAGGAGGGAAGAUUGUGACCUGUGCCCAUCGAUACCAGCGCCGGCACAAUGUAAAAACAUCCAGCGAAUCACGUGACAUUAUUGGUCGCUGCUUCGUGCUGAGUCAGAACUUGGAAAUCGAUGAGAAUGCGGCUGAAGAUGGAGAUGGCUGGCACUUUUGUGACCAGAGGCCCAGAGGCCACGAGAGUUUUGGAUCCUGCCAGCAGGGGCUCUCUGCCACGUUCGACAAAGAUUACCACUACUUCAUCUUUGGGGCUCCAGGAGCAUACAACUGGAAAGGCAUUGUACGCUUGGAACAAAAAAAUGCCACCCUUAUAGAUUUGGGCAUCUAUGAAGAUGGUCCAUUUGAGGUGGGAGACGAGAGAGAAAAGAACGCCGACCUGGUUCCUGCCCCUGCCAACAGCUACAUGGGAUUUUCUCUGGACUCGGGUAUGAGUUUGACCAAGAAUCGUAAGCUGACAGUGGUGGCGGGAGCUCCUCGGGCGUACCACAGCGGGGCGGUGAUGCUGCUCAAGAAAGGCGAGGGCGCCAACAACAUCUUGCUGGAAGAGUACACCCUGAAAGGGGAGGGGCUUGCGUCCUCUUUCGGCUAUGAUCUGACUGUGCUGGAUCUCAACGGGGACGGCUGGCAGGACAUCGUGGUGGGAGCACCUCAGUACUUCGAGAAGGAUGGAGAAAUUGGUGGAGCCGUUUACGUCUAUGUCAACAAAGAAGGAAUCUGGAACAAUGUCAAACCGAUCAGAAUAGACGGACCGAAAGACUCCAUGUUUGGCCUCGCUGUGGAAAACCUGGGAGACAUCAAUAUGGAUGGUUACCAGGAUUUUGCAGUGGGAGCUCCUUAUGAGGGUGACGGGUCAGGAAAGGUUUACAUCUACUUUGGAUCAGAUGCAGGACUCCGCUCUGAAAAAGCUAAUCAGGUGCUGUCGGGCCAGACUGUUGGUGUAAGGCUGUUUGGCUACUCUUUGGCAGGCAACAUGGACCUGGAUAAGAACUCCUAUCCAGACCUGGCUGUCGGAUCCCUCUCCGACUCUGUCUUUGUGUUCAAAACCCGGCCAGUUAUUAACAUCAAGAAAGUAAUCACGUUCACACCGAAGGAAAUCGACUUCACCAAGAAGAACUGUGACAGUGGCUUUUGCUUGGAGGUUGAGGUCUGCUUCACUUACACAGCCAACCCCGCAAGCUACACUCCCAAACUGACGGUGGAGUACAUUCUGCAGGCGGAUGCUGACCACAGGAGUAACGGUCUCACUUCCAGGGCGACCUUCCCCGGGUCCUCCGACUCUGACAAGGGAACCAUCGUCAUGAACAGCAAAGGAGCAGAAAAGUGCACUAAACGUCAGCUUGCCAUUCAGGAGAACAUUCGAGACAAGCUGCACGGGAUCCCCAUCGAAGUGACUGUGGACAUCAAGGACGCCAAACGUAAACGCAGGCAGAGCUCGGGUCCUCUGCCCCCAAUUCUAGAUGCUCUAGUGCCGAUGACAACUCGAUCAGUGGUGAAUUUUCUGAAGGAGGGUUGUGGCAGCGACAACGUUUGCCAGAGCAACCUGCAGAUGCAAUGUCAAUACGGCAGCAGGGCGAGUGACAAGGACCCCUUCGUUCCAUUGAAAAAGGGGGAGGACGGCAUGCCCCUAGUCUCGCUCAGCAACCAGAAGGACAUCACCUUGGAGGUCAAAGUGACCAAUCUGGGUGGAGAUGACGCACAUGAAGCAAGUUUGGUGGUCUCCUUCCCGCCAUCCCUGACCUACUCAGCUCACCAUGUACCUGGUGAUAAGAGAGUCAGCUGCAGAGCCAAUAACGACGGUUCCGAAUUGGAUUGUGAUCUUGGAAACCCUUUCAGCCGUGACUCAGAGAUGACCAUCUACAUUAUUUUGGGUACAUCCCGCAUCUCUAACGACAAUUCUGACCUGGAGAUUGAUCUUCAGCUAAAUACCACAAGCAACCAGGUUAUAGCUCCUGUCAAAGCAAAGGCAAAGGUGGCCAUCAUGUUGCAGCUGAUGCUUUCAGGACAAAUCCAGCCGUCUCAGGUCUACUAUACAGGAAAGGUGAAAGAUGAGGCGGCCAUGAAGACUGAAAGUGACGCAGGCCCUGCCAUCACACAUCAGUUCAGAAUAGUCAACCUGGGAAAACGCUUGACGGGUCUUGACAGCGCCACCCUCAACAUCAGGUGGCCAAAGCAGGCGGCGCCGGGCAAGAGGCUGCUCUACCUGAUGAGGAUCAGCUCCACAGGAGUGGAGAAUAUCGAAUGCACUCCAAAAGACGAGAUCAACCGUCUGGGGCUGGAAUCAAGUAGCAACAGGAGAAGAAGAUCAGCAGAAAACUCCCAGGGAAAUAUUGAAGGCAAAAUUUCCCGUUACGAAGGAAAGAAAUCACUAUCUCUGUCCUGUGACAGCGGGGCUGAUUGUGUGACCAUAAAGUGCCCCCUGCAGGGCCUGGACAGUAAUGCAGUAAUCACUAUCCACUCUCGCCUUUGGAACAGCACCUUCAUUGAGCAUUAUUCCGAGUUACAUCAUGUGGAGGUGAUAGUGACGGCCUCUCUUCACUUGGACAGCUCAAAGAAGAACACAAUUCUGGAAAACACUCAGACUCAGCUGAAACUGACGGUGUUCCCAGUGAUGCGUGCAGCUCAACAUGGAGCAGUGUCAUGGUGGAUCAUAUUGCUGUCCAUCCUCCUCUUCCUGCUGCUGCUGGGCCUCUUGGCUUUCCUUCUCUGGAAGUGCGGCUUUUUUAAUCGUGCCAAAUAUGAAGACAAGGUCCCCAGUUACAACGCGGUUCGGAUCAAACGGGAGGAGAGAAACAUAAAUGCUGGAAAUGGUAACUGGGCGACCCUGGAGAAGAAGCCAUGGAUGACGACCUGGCAUGACGGCAAACAUUAUUCUUGA